Molecule: messenger RNA, 3324 nt
Organism: Solanum lycopersicum (tomato)
Lineage: Eukaryota; Viridiplantae; Streptophyta; Magnoliopsida; Solanales; Solanaceae
Product: formin-like protein 4
Biological process (GO): actin nucleation; actin cytoskeleton organization
Molecular function (GO): actin filament binding
Source: RefSeq, a predicted model, not a curated record
UGUCAGCAAGCUAGAAAAACCAUAUACCAAAUCCAAGAAAUAAGAGUAAAAGAGUUUUUUGAACAAACAAUGCUCAACAUAAACCAAAAUUCUUCUUCUCAAUUUCAUAAAACUCUCAUUACAAUAAUAUGUCUAUCAAUAUGAUUCUUUAUCUCUUCAUUUUUUACAUUCUUUCAAUGAUUCCAAGUGUUACAUCUCAAUCACAAAAUGUAGAAACUUUCUUUCCUUUUCCUUUGCCUAAUCUUCUCCCUCCUCCUAUUCCGCCCGUUCAACGAUCACCACCACCACCACCAUCAUCUCCUCCGGUACUUCCACCGGACCCCACUGAUAAGCCUGCGUUACCGCCUUCCGUGUCAACACCAGAUACAUCAUCAAACAAGGCUGUUGGAACAGCUAUUGGUGUGACUGCAGCUAGUACUGUUGUGUUAUCUGCUCUUUUGUUCUUUUUCCUUGUUAGGUACUCGAGGCGUAGGAGAAAGCAACAAGAAGGUACCGCGGUUGGUGAUCCACGCGGUGGUGGUGGUGCUAUUCAUCAAGAUCAAUUCUUGAAAUUUGAAGGGAAUUUAAAAGGAGUGAUUGUUGAUGAAAAUGGAUUGGAUGUGCUUUAUUGGAGGAAAAUGGAGAGUGAUGAACAGAGGAAAGAGAGUUUCAAGAAGAAGAAGGUGUUUGUAAAUGCAUUGAGAGAUGAAGAAGAGAAGAGGAUGAUUAGUCGAGGCGUCGGUGGACGGAAGAAACCAGAUCAUCCAAUUCAAGAAUUGCCUCUGCUUAGAGGCAAAUCUUCAACUUCUCAAAGCCCUUCUUGGCUUGAUUUAGAAAACAAACAACCAAAUCCUGAUGAUGGCAUUGUUUUUCACCCCAUGGAGAGACAAGCAUCAUCAAGUCAACUCGAAACACGAGCUCCUCCACCUCCACCAGCACCGCCAUUGUCUGUAUCAGCGAUACCAAAGGCGCCUGGUCCACCACCACCACCGCCACCAGGACUAAAGAAAGGCCCUCCACUACCUCCACCACCUACUCAUUCAUCAGCAUCAUCAUCAGGGGAAGGGGGUUCAGGAAGUGGAAAUGAUAAAGUGAAACUAAAGCCAUUGCAUUGGGAUAAAUUGAAUGCUAAUGUUGAGCAUUCAAUGGUUUGGGACAAACUCGAUCGUGGAUCGUUCAAGUUUGAUGGAGAUCUUAUGGAGGCACUAUUUGGAUGUGUGGCUACAAACAAAAAGCCCUCAGGAACAGAAAGUAGAGCUUUGAGUCCAAGAGCAGAUAUAUCAGGUCCACCUUCUCAGAUAUUCAUUCUUGAAACCAGAAAGUCACAAAAUAUUGCAAUUGUACUUAGGUCACUUGGUGUUACUCGUAAAGAGAUUAUCGAUGCACUCAUCGAUGGACAAGGUUUAAGUGUUGAUACUCUUGAGAAACUCUGCAGAAUAGCCCCAACAAAAGAAGAGGAAACAGAAGUUGUUACAUUUGAAGGAGAUCCUACCAGAUUAGCUGAUGCUGAAUCUUUCCUCUUUCAUAUACUUAAAGCUGUUCCAUCCGCCUUUACUCGUUUCAACGCCAUGCUUUUUAGAUCAAAUUAUGGGACAGAAAUUCAGCAUCAUAAAGAGUACUUGCAAACACUUGAGUUGUCUUGCAAGGAGCUUAAAGCUCAAAGAUUGUUCUUGAAACUUCUAGAAGCUAUUUUGAAAGCGGGGAAUAGAAUGAAUGCCGGAACUUCAAGAGGAAACGCACAAGCGUUUAAACUUACUGCUCUCAGAAAACUGUCUGAUGUGAAAAGUAUGGAUGGUAAGACCACAUUACUUCACUUUGUUGUGCAAGAAGUAGUCAGAGCAGAAGGAAAACGUUGCGUUCUAAAUCGUAAUCAAAGUUUAAGGCGUAGCAAUAGCCAGACUACUGCGAGCAGCGCCAUUCCGACAUCAAAGAACACUACAGAAAAUGAUGAGACCGAGAAGGAGUAUAUGAUGCUUGGCUUACCAAUAGUGGGUGGAUUAAGUUCUGCAUUUAGUAAUGUAAAGAAAGCAGCUGCAAUAGACUAUGACUUGCUGUCCAAGACGUGCUCGAUGCUAACAGCUCAGAUAUCUGAAAUAAAGACACAUUUGGCACAACGCGACAAUGUUAAAGGACUAUUCGGUAAAGAGAUGAAGAAAUUCCUGGAUGCUGCUGAAAAAGAAAUGAAAACAGUGAGAGACGAACAAGAUAGAGUAAUGGAACUCGUGAAGAAAACAACAGAUUAUUAUCAAGCAGGAGCUUCAGAUGAUAAAGGAUGGCAACCACUUCAACUAUUCGCCAUAGUUAAAGAUUUCCUAGAAAUGGUUGAUAAAGUUUGUGUAGAGAUUACAAGAAACAUGCAGAAAAAGAAACCCCUUGUAGCUGUUGGAGGAUCAUCAUCACCAGGAAUGGAAAAUAGUAGAGCUGUCAGAUUUCCAAAAUUGCCUGCUAACUUCUUAUCAGACAUUUCCAAGAGCAGUUCGUCUUCUGAUACUAGCGAUGAUUCAUGAAUAUACCAGACAAGAAAAUCGAAAGGGAUCAAAUUCUGUACAUAGAGAGGAAAAGUAUAAAGUAUUUUUAAGUGUACACACAUUUGUUUCACUAAUGAUUUCAACUUUUUGAUAUUCUUUUCCAAGUGUUUCAUGAUUAUGUGAAAUGAAUUUCAACUUUUUUCCCUUAUCUGUGUUUCACCGGCCAGACGCCACUUGAUGUGACUACACUGAGUAUGUUAUUGUAGUAACCACGUUUCACUAAAAACCUUCUAAAUCAAUCAUCCAUGUGUUUUUAGGGAAAUCCACACUUUCAUUAUACACAUAGCUGCAAAUGGAUUAUUAUUCCAAAAACUUCUUAGUUGCAUAGAAUGUUAGUCUCCCACAUCAGUUGAUCGAAUGAUUUGUGAUCUCCUUAUAUGAUCUUUAGCAAUCUUUCAUCUCGUGGACUAACUUUUGAGGUUGAGUUAAAUUCGAAGACCAUUUUCUUCACAUGGUAUCAGAGUCUAACCAUCUAUAUUCUUGUUAAGCCUAUGUUAGCCCCAUGUUAUAUUGUCCAUGCACCAGGUGUCCAGUCCUCAGCUCACGAGGGAAGGAAGUGUUAACUGUUGAGUCUCCCACAUGGGCUGAGGUUAUGGUCUCGGACAAUCCUCACCAGAUGACCUAUCUUUGAGGUUCAGUCGAACCCAAAAUUUAUUUUUAUCAUCAGUAUGCAUCUAAGCACUAAUAUGGCUGAGGUGGAAAUACAAAAUGAUCUCCAAAAUAGUUGUUUUAUCACACUUCCGUUCUUUGCUUGAAAAGAAAAUUCAGUGUUUUAUCACAUUUCUGUUCUUGCUUGAAUAGAAAAGGUAACAACAAA